Messenger RNA from Drosophila hydei, 4637 nucleotides. RefSeq names its product Fanconi anemia group I protein (gene FANCI). The transcript is spliced from 13 exons. Gene Ontology annotation, biological process: DNA repair. Lineage: Eukaryota; Metazoa; Arthropoda; Insecta; Diptera; Drosophilidae. Gene Ontology annotation, molecular function: DNA polymerase binding. Bases 118 to 4302 code for a protein of 1394 amino acids. The record is from RefSeq and is a predicted model, not a curated record.
UUGAAACGCCCAUCACUAUCCACAAAACAGCGCCAAAUGUUGUAUAGAAAUUGUUAAUUUAAAUUUAAAACAGUUUUUAAUUUAACAUAAAUAAAAUAUUAGAGCCGAAGAAGUAACAUGAAUGCCGCCUUGCACAUACGCUUAUGUAAAUUGGGGGAGAAAAACCAACUUGAGGAGCUGCGCGAGCUGAUCAAAAAAACUACCGUAAAGGAAUUAACUACAAUUCUGAAUGCCAGACUGCCCAAAAAGGAUUUCAUUAAUUUCUGGAAUUAUUUGUUACUCGCUUGCGAUGGCAACAGCCUGGACACGCAGGAAAAACGUUUCGCCUGUGUGCGCUGCUUUUUAGAUGGAUUGCGCAGUGUUGAGAUGGGCUACAAGCUAAGCGUGGACUUAAUAACACGACUCUGUCAAGACUUAAGCAGCUUUACAACAGAUCAACUGAAUUGGAUUAUGGAGCACUGCAUGGAUGAUAUGCGUGCGGGCGACGCCAAGUGCGUAGCCUGGAAGGAUUUACUGCCAGAGACAUUGCUCGUGCUCUCUGCCAAACCACGUCUUGUUAUUAAUGACAUCGCCAUGACGGGGAUAGAGUUCAGGGAUAACACUGUUCGUAAUUUGAGCACCAUGCGCUGGCCUAUCACUAUUCUGACGCCCAUUGCAGACAUGUUUAGCAUGCUAAAGCUGAGCCCUAGUGAGCGUUUGACAGUGCUAAAUAAAUUUGCAGGUUCUCUGCAGGAACUGUCUCCCAUGGAGCUACCUGCAUUGUGCUACCAACUCUUCUCAAUGUGCACAGGCGCUGCACAGCUGAUUAUACCUCUUUUAUCACUGGAAAAGUACUUUCAUAAGAACUAUUAUAAGCGAGUGUUCACGGAUAUGUGCAGCAAUUCCACAGACUUUGAUAGCAUAGAUGCAUACUCUGACAAGGAGCUGCGGGAGUCGGAAGAAACUAUACUACAUCAUUUGAACUAUUGCACCAUGUACUUGCUUAGCGAACAGCAAGUAGCCAUUAUGCUAAGAAACUUUCUGCACAUGCCUGAUGUAAUUUUAACUCCCUUUAUGCUCAGUGCUAUCAUUUCCAUGACAGCUAUUAAUCGUGAUCCAGAAUCUGCACGAUUCUCUAGCUGUAUUUUAUUGCCUUUUCUUCGCAAUGUCAUUCGAAACAAUGAGGAGGAGCAAACGCUGGCUCAGUAUUCAGUUUGGUGCCGUGAUACGCUACAACGCAAACAUGUAGAUCUGCUGCAGGUUUUCACUGUGCUUAUUGAUCAAAACAAAGAUGGCAAGGAUGGGGUAACACCCGGGCUGGUUAACUUGGCUUUCACUCUGCUUAAAGCACACAAUGCCCCAAAGCUGAAUACGUUGGCUAUUACGUUUCUGACCAAGUUCAUAAGACGACGAUUCAUGUUUGGCCAAGGAAUUAUCAAGCGCAUUGCCGAGUGGAUGGUCGUGGAUCAGGAGCAGAAUCAGUUCUCAGAAUGCUUAACCAUGUUAAGCGUUGCGGAUACGUACACUGUCUCCGAGUGCCUAGAGACAAUUACAACCGUAAUGGAAGAUUUUCUGUGGCUGCCCGGCGAGCAAUCCAUGCGCAUGAUGAACUUUAUUUUGCCUCUGUUGAAGCUUUCAAAUCGCGUGCGAGAUGCACUGAUUGAAGUGCUACGUAAAGCCAUGAACAAAGACUAUCGAACACGUCGCAUGGCCAUCUUUGGUUAUUGUAUGAUUCUCAAACAGCUAAACAACAGCAACUCGGCUCGUCAAUCGCAGAAUGCCAGCAGCUUUUGCACCCAACAUAGUAUUUCUGGCUACUCAAUGAUGACACAGAGCUCCUUUGCCAAUCGCAGCAAUCCACAGCGUAAUUUUGAUAUGCUCACAAUGGAGAUCAUUGGCAUAUUACGCAGCUGCUUUGAACAGCAAUUGGGCAUACGAUGCACGCUCUACGAGAAUCUUCAGCGUGCAGUGGAACUGAAUGCCAAGCUGGUGCCCCAUGUGCUGCAGUUUGUAGACUUUCAUUUUCGUGGAUUCUUCGAGACGCCCAGUGUGGAUCAGUCCGCAGAUGAUCUGGAUACUGACUUUUCUAUAAACUAUGAUCGUCUAGUGACCGUGAAAGAUGAUCAGUUGGAGCUAAAGGAUAAUCUGGGCUGUUUGGUGCAGUUUGUUGCCCAUUGUUUGGCUAUUUUUGAACGCGGGCCUUUUGGUUGCGAUGUGCGUGAAAUGCAACGACUACUGACGCUCUGCACGCAACGUUUGGUAGCCAACAGGCUAUCUUUGGAAGAUAUUGCUCCGCCAGCUACACCUUUGAAAUGCGCUCGCAUUCAGCAACAGCUGAAUUUGAUUGAGGGCUUGAUUGCUCACUCGCUGCUUAGCUCGAAGACAGGCAACAAUGCAUUGCGACAGUUGCUACCCCUGUUUAAACAGCAUCAAAAGCUGAUUAAAGAUCUGCGCGCCUUGUCAGAUACUUCCAAGAAAGCACAAAAGCAAGGGAAAUCCAAUGAUAGUAAUGUGACAGUUAAUCUUAGCGUGAAUGCAGCCAAGUUGAAGCAAAUGUGCACACAGCCGGAAAAUAUUUGGGAUCUGGCUAUCAUUGAAAAGUUGCUACAUGUGCUGCAUGACGAUCAUAUACCAUUUGCAAGUGUAACAAACACUGCUCCUUUGCGCAGCUAUGAGCCGCUCGUGCGUUAUGUUCUAGAGAUUACAGCAAAGAAAGUGCAGGGCAUACGCGAGGAGCCUGAUUAUAAGCAGCUCUCCUACAGCAAGCGCACCUUAAAGUUGUUGACAGACAUUACUAAAGUCAUCUAUGAGCGCUGUAUUCAACGUCUACCUGAGCUUUGGCAAGACUUUGAUCUGGAGAGCGCAGUCCUAGCGGCCAAGUGCUUUACGCAAUGCGCUCGUACUGCCCACGAGACAUAUGGCAGACGCUUCAAAGAGUUUAUCAAAGGUUUUGAUAUGGCAAUUGUUAAUAAAAGCAAAGAAGUAACCUAUGUGCUGCAAGAUGUGCUAGUCCGGUAUAUGAAAGAGGAUAUCAGUAAUGAUGUCAAUAGCGAGAAGCUGCCUGUUUAUUUGCUGGAAGCCCUGGAGCUGUUUUAUGAUCAUAUACACUAUGGAGAGCGCGCAACAAUAGAUUCCUACACUUGGCUUCUAGACUUUUGUCAAACGUACGAACAGCAGAAUCCAGAAAUGGGCCUGGUGCAUCGCAUUCUCUUUACUCAGCGACAAAAGACGCAUUCCGGUCCAUUUUUCGACUCAGUGGCAAGGCAACUGGGGAAAGUGCUUGGCUGGCAGAACGAUGAUAACGUCACAGAGCAAUCGGACUUGGGCCUGAAAUCUCUCAAUAUGAGCACAACAGCCACUUGUUUGCAGUAUCUAUAUGCGGCGGUGCAGAAGCAGCUGGAGGAUGUUGACUACUUUAUUAUCAAGGCGAACAACUUGAGCUACAAGUGCAACAUUGUACCUGAAUCGGAUCGCGUCUAUUGGCGCGGCAAUCUGGACACAUUAGAGGGCUCCGUUUGUGCGCAGCUAAUACUUAUAACACGCACGCUGCUGGAAAUUACAAAUGUGUGUAUUCCCCUUGGAAAUCACAUGGAUGGGCUGAUGAAGCUGCUAAUACAGCAUUAUACAUGCCUCAAAAAUUUGGCCAGACAUUAUCUGGGCAGCUGCUCUGGCAAAAGCAGCAAAUUCGAGCAGUUGGUGCGCAACGUGGGUAAACCUCUGCCCGCUAAUAUUUAUCAGCUUAUAUCAUAUGUGGAGUAUAAUAUUCUGGAUGAACAACCUAACCAGACAGCUACAAAACGUAAACCUCAAGCAGAGCGAGCUAAAGUGCUGCGCGAGACACGAUUGAUACCAAAAGUUAUAUUAGCUAUUGAGAAUUUCAAUAAGCAUAUUAUAUUGUUGUCAAAGAAGUUCAAAAGCUAUGAUCGGCUGGCGAAUUAUUUGCACUUUGGUGCUGUGCGGGAUUUCAAUAUACAAUCGGGUGACUUGAGAGCUGUUAUUGAACGCACGUAUUCGCAUAGCAGCCAGAUUGAGGUGUCUGAUAACAAUUUGGAUGCUGAUGAGGAACACAGUAACAGCGAUGAUGCAUUGCCUGUGGAGGAAGAUGAGGUGGAUUACGACCAACAGGAGCGGGACCGGGAGCAAAAGCAGGAGCAGGAGCAGAAAAAGAAGCCGAGGCAGCAAACGACGCGGGAGCAGAAGAAGGUGCCGUCAGAAAAGCAACAGGAAACCACUCGCAAAAAUCAGCGUAGAAGACACGUAGAUGAGGCGGGGGAGUCACAGCCAAAACGAAGGCGUGGACGUUCUAACAAGGAGGACGCCUAAUGCGAACCAUCUCCCUUCUCCUUUCUCUAGUACGACUCGCAUAUCCAUUUAAGUUUUUAACUUGUGUUUUUAUGUACUUUCGCGCAAAUUUGAUGCCCGCACGCAAUAGAGCAACUGCUGCGGAUCCGGGUCCAUCAUUUUAUUGCACUUGAAAACUUAAUUAGGCCAAAAUGCGGUGUGAACGCCUAUUUUUGUGCUAUAUUUUUGUAACGUGUUUCAUCUGUGCAGCUGUGCGAGAUUUUUAUUACAUGCAUCAAAUGUAAUUUGUUACCAAAUUUGAUGUGUUUCUAUCUUCUUCAAAACGGCAUAAAUAAAAGAAAGCUGGCCGAAUGGGA